AUCACAGCUGGAUGCUCACAACCUAAUCCAGUCCCGCUCAGUGCCAUUUUUCGAAUCAGAAACGCCCCUUCCAGUUUCACCCCUACUCUUUCUCGCUCUGAGGCAAUGAUCCCAAUCUCAAUCCCCCAAAAAAGCCCAUAAAAACAAAAACAAAUGCCUCUCCAAACUCCUACUCCAGAUCCGCUGGAGGGCUAUUCGGGUCUCUCGCUUUUUGCUCGGACCUUCGCUGCCCUUCCAAACCCUCCUCGACCUUACGACCCUGACGAUCUUCAACACUCUCACGAUUUCCUCAAAUCCAUGCCAUUGCAAAGUCCUAAUAAGCUUAUAGAGCAAGCCAAAGCAAUUGUUGAUAGUAGUUCAGAGCUCAUGGACUUGGAUAUGCCACGCUCUGAUGCUGAAGUUAUGGAAAAUCCUCGUGAACGAAGACCCGCUUUAGGACGUAAACGACCUCGUUUUUCUUUGAAACCUAACUCUAGUCAGCCUUCUGUGAUUAUAGAACCCAGUUUAGACAUUGAUAAAUUAAAAGAUCCUGAAGAAUUCUUUAUGGCUUUUGAAAGGGCUGAAAAUGCCAAAAGAGAAAUAAAGAAACAGAUAGGUGCUGUUCUGAUGGAUUUGGAUCAGAAUAUUCAGUCUGUGGCAGCAAGGCCUCGUCGCCCUGGAAUAUCGCGGAGAUCAGUUAAGUACAGACAUUGCUAUUCUACUGUUAUGUCCCCUGUAGAAAGCUUAAAAGAGGAAAUUUGCAGUCCACUUUGUGGCUCACAGCAAGAGAAAUCUGACCCCAAUGUCGAAUUAGAAGAGGAGUUCACUGGCUUGGUGACUAAUGUAGAGAACAAGGUCAAUGACCUUCUGGAUCAUUUGCUUACCAGUAAUUAUGAUGGGGAUGAGGCAGUCAGUCUUCUACAGGAGCACUUGCAGAUCAAACCUAUUGAUCUGGAGAAAAUAUGCCUGCCUGACUUGCAAGAUAUUCGGAGGAUUGAUUUGAAAGCUUCUACAGAAAACUUGCCAAAGCCUAGAAAUUCACUAUCAGACAUACAAAGUUUGAUGAAAGGGACCAGUAAAAGGACACCAAAACAACAGGCUGAAAGUUCAGUUCAUCAUUUAGCUUCUCCCACUCCGCCAAGAAGUCCAUUGGCUUCCAUAUCAUUGCUGAAGAAACAAAUGUUGCAGUCCAACGUACUUAGUGAUCCUUUUUCAACUGAUGAUAUUGACCGAUCACCGAUGAGAAAUGCAUCUCCUAUUGAAAGUAUUAGUAAACAAUCUGAUCAGGUUGAUACAGAAAAGGAACCAAGUUUGUCUCAAAACGAUGAUAGAAGAACACUAAAAAGGCAGGCUGAAAGUUCAGCUCUUCAUUUAGUUUCUCCUACUCCAAGAAGUCCGUUGGCUUCAAUGUCAUUGCAGAAGAAACAGUUGUUGCAGUCAGAUCCACAAAGUGGUCCUUUUUCAACUGAUAAUAUUGAUCAAUCACCAGGGAUAAAUGCACCUCCUAUUGAAACUUUCAGUAAACAAUCUAGUCAGGUUGAUGCAGAAAAGGAACCGAACAUGUCUCCCCUGUUAAGGUCUCCAUUAUUAGAAGCAAAUCAAACUGCAACUGUUAAUGCAAGUUCCGAGUUUGAUAGGGGAGAUUUUGCUGGUCUCUUUGAUAAAUUUAUAAAUGAUAAUGCAAGGAGGUUUGAUUCUGGUAUUAAUGUUGUCUCAAGUGGGUCUCAGGCUGACUUAGAGAAUAACAGUUUAAGCAGGCCUGAAAUUGAUGCCGAUGGUCCUACAAUCAAACCAAAUGAAUUUGGUGGAAGGGAGCAAGAUAUGCCACAAAAAGCAGUUGUUUCACCUCAGAUCCAACUUAAUGUGGAAGGCCCAACUGUUGAUAAUUUGGAUGCCAUUCAGAGAGCGUCAGAUGAAUCUAAUCCUGCUAUGGAUGAGGACCGCGCUAUGGAUAGAUCUUCUAGACCUGCAGAAAGUGAUCAGGUGCUGCACGAGCAACAGAAGGGUAAAACAAAACCACGACCACACAAUGAACGUGAGAUGAAAGCACUUUCUCGAAGACAAAGCCUUGCAGGUUCUGGUACAAUGUUUGAUUUAGAAGGGAGGAGAAGAAGCACAAGGAUCAGGUCAAGACCUUUGGAAUUCUGGAAAGGUGAAAGAUUCUUGUAUGGACGCAUACAUUCAAAAUUUGGUUUUCCUUUGUUUUUGUACAGGUCUGGCAACUGUAAUUGGGAUAAAGUACGAGUCUCCAGGGAAGGUUGAUGGUGGAAACCCUACUCUCAAAGUGAAGUCUUUUGUAAGUGAUGAGUACAAAGAUAUGGUUGAACAGGCUGCCAGGUUUUGAAAUGGCUGUGAUUGGUGUUUAUGGACUGAGUACAUCAUCCUUUCAGGAACUGACCAUUUGUUCACCGGUUCUCUUGUUUCUAUAUAUGGUUGUUCUGCAUUGCUUGUGAAGUAGUAGGGAUUUCUUUCUUGGUGAAUUUGUAUGAUGAUCAAUAAGAUUUGAAAGCUUGACGUGUAGGGGACUUAUGACUACAUAUCCCUAUGUUUAUUUUGAAUUUUUCUCUGUAGCAAUUGAAUUUACCAGACAAACCUGCAUUUUAGAUUUCAAUAUUUUAUUAUCUGUGUCCAAGUUAUAAAGCGAAGACCUGGCUAUUUCUUUUCCCCCAAGCAUCAUAAUAUUCACAGGUCUUGACCACUAUAGCGGAAGGACUCUUGUAUUAUGGUCCAAGUCUUUUAGUUCGUGUCAAUCUUUUGGUUUCCAUUUGGAAUGUUCAUAAACCAUAACUAAGAAGAAACGAUGAUGAGAAAGUGAGAACAGCACAUAUGCAACGUGGUUUGCGGUUUUUGCUUUUCCCAUUCAUUCUUUUCAAUUCAAAUGUAAUUAGUUUGUAAAACAUGUAGGUCCUUUUGUUAUUAUUGUGUACCAUUUUGUCACCUUCUAAGAACGGUUGCGUGCUCCAUCCUCCUCAUAUUUAGCUUCG
This is a messenger RNA of Durio zibethinus, 2963 nucleotides long. RefSeq names its product centromere protein C. Lineage: Eukaryota; Viridiplantae; Streptophyta; Magnoliopsida; Malvales; Malvaceae. Gene Ontology annotation, biological process: spindle attachment to meiosis I kinetochore; kinetochore assembly; attachment of mitotic spindle microtubules to kinetochore. The record is from RefSeq and is a predicted model, not a curated record. Gene Ontology annotation, cellular component: kinetochore. Gene Ontology annotation, molecular function: centromeric DNA binding.